Molecule: messenger RNA, 2056 nt
Organism: Cicer arietinum (chickpea)
Lineage: Eukaryota; Viridiplantae; Streptophyta; Magnoliopsida; Fabales; Fabaceae
Source: RefSeq, a predicted model, not a curated record
UAUAAAAGGUGCAGUGUAUAGACAUUUUUGUCCUAGCUGGAUCUUUCAUCCCUUCUCCCCUACACUUCUUUAAAUCUUCCCCAUUCAUCUUCCUUUAUUUCUUCAUCAAUUUCCCUCUUCACCCAGAUCCAAACCCAGAGACAAAAAUAUGGAAUUUGAACAUCAACAGGUGACAAGGUGGAGAGGCUAUGUGGACUGGAGAAACAGACCUGCCUAUAGAGGCAGGCAUGGUGGCAUGCUUGCAGCCUCCUUUGUUUUGGUGGUGGAGAUAUUGGAGAAUCUAGCAUAUCUAGCAAAUGCAAGCAACUUGGUAUUGUAUCUAAGAGAAUACAUGCAUUUUUCACCAUCAAAAUCUGCAAAUAAUGUAACAAAUUUCAUGGGAACUGCUUUUCUUCUUGCUCUGCUUGGUGGUUUUUUGUCAGAUGCAUUUUUCACUACUUAUCACAUCUACCUGAUAAGUGCAGUUAUUGAGUUACUGGGACUUAUUGUGCUCACUAUACAAGCUAGUGUACCUUCACUAAAACCACCAUCAUGUGACCCAACAAUUACAUGUCCAGAAAUUAAUGGUGCAAAAGCAGCAAUGUUGUAUGCCGGACUCUAUCUAGUGGCGCUCGGAGUUGGAGGAAUUAAAGGAUCGUUGGCGCCACACGGCGCCGAGCAAUUCGAUGAAGACGAUGUAAAUGGAAGGAAGCAUAGAUCAACUUUCUUCAACUACUUCAUCUUUUGCUUGUCAUGUGGUGGUCUUAUUGCUGUUACUUUUGUUGUUUGGAUUGAAGAUAAUAUUGGAUGGAAAUGGGGUUUUGGAAUCUCUACUAUUUGCAUAUUUUUGUCUAUCCCUGUCUUCUUAGCUGGUUCUCCUAAAUAUAGGAACAAGAUCCCUACUGGGAGUCCACUUACAACCAUUUUUAAGGUUCUGAUUGCUGCUUCAAUGAACAACUGCAUCUACAAAAACUCUAGCAGUGCUGUUGUGAAUAUGACAUCAAGCCCAUCAAAUCCAAACUUGACUAGAACACAACAAGAGGAAGAACAAACAUCCAAAGAAAUCAAACAAUCUAUUGCCCCAACAAACACACUAAAAUUCCUAAACAGUGCAAUUGAAAAUGAAACAAUAAAAUGCUCUGUUGCGGAAGUAGAAGAUGUGAAAGUAGUAUUAAAAAUACUACCAAUAUUUGGUUGCACAAUUGUCCUAAAUUGUUGUCUAGCUCAACUAUCAACAUUCUCAAUUGAACAAGCUGCAACAAUGAACACAAAAGUUGGUUCCUUACAAGUGCCACCAGCCUCAUUACCAAUUUUCCCAGUACUAUUUAUCAUGACCCUAGCACCAAUUUAUGACCAUAUAAUAAUCCCAUAUGCCAGAAAAGUAACAAAAUCAGAAAUGGGAAUCACUCAUCUCCAAAGAAUUGGAAUUGGAUUAGUACUCUCUAUAUUUGCUAUGGCAAUUGCAGCUGUAGUUGAAGUGAAAAGAAAAAGAGUAGCAACAAAUUCAGGUCUACUUGAUGAUGCAACAAAACCAUUACCUAUCACAUUUUUUUGGAUUGCUUUUCAGUUCCUGUUUCUUGGAUCAGCUGAUCUUUUCACUAUGGCAGGGUUAUUGGAAUUUUUCUUUACAGAAGCACCAAUUAAAAUGAGAUCUUGGGCCACAUACCUUACUUGGGCUUCUUUGGCUUUAGGUUAUUACCUAAGUUCAGUGAUUAUAUCAAUAGUUAAUAGUGUCACUGGUAAAUCAUCCCAUAAACCUUGGUUAUCUGGUUCAAACCUUAAUCACUAUCAUUUGGAGAGGUUUUAUUGGCUUAUGUGUGUACUUAGUGGGUUGAAUUUCCUCCAUUACUUGGUUUGGGCUAUUAGGUACAAGUAUAGAGGAACAGGAAACUACAAGUGAUGAGUGUAGAUUAGAAUGGUUAAAAAAAUGAAAAUUUUCAAAUGUUACUUCAUUUUUAAGUACUUUAAGUUUACAAAUUAAGCUUUUGUUCAAAAUUUUGUCAUCUUCUAUAGUUGUAAUUGUUCAUACUUCUCUUUUUAGGAUGUAAUUAUUCAUAUUUGCACUUGCUUUUCAGCA